Molecule: messenger RNA, 720 nt
Organism: Meloidogyne enterolobii
Lineage: Eukaryota; Metazoa; Nematoda; Chromadorea; Rhabditida; Meloidogynidae
Source: the annotation of a GenBank genome assembly
AUGCUGAAUCGCGGCAGAAAUGUCUCUUCAAACGCUUUCAAAACUGUCUCCAUCCUCUUAUGGUUCUCGGCUUUUGUGUUGCUCUUUGGAUGUUGGGUUAAAUGCGAUCUAGUUGGACAUGGCAGACAUGAACUGCGCGACGGAAAGAUUGAAAAGUUGAUGGUCAAUACAAUGAUUGCCGAGACUCCGGAGGACUUGGAACAAUACAAAAAGCUUCCUGGCGCUUGUGAUGUUGAAAUGGACAAGGAUGGGAAUAUAAUUAUUUGGUACCUUAAACAUUCCAAAACAAAAGAGGAUGGAUGUUCUGCUGAUUUUGUCACUACAAAACAUGAUUCUUUUUUGUUGGAAUUUGGUAUCUGGCACACUUCUGAGCUUUCGGACUGUCUAGAUUUCGCCGGAGGAACAGGCGAUAAAGCCGAUAGCCUAGAAAAUUAUGCCACUUUAAAUGAAAAUAGGUACAUAUCCAAUAUAAGUAGCUACAACAAAAAACUAUUCUUAUUUAGGGUUGGAUUCUCCUUUAGUCUAAAAGGCAGCGAGUUCGACAGGAUUAAGAAUGGACCUCUAUAUGGUAAUGAUGAUGAUUGUACUGAUGGAGAAAUGUGUAAAUUCGGAAAAGGUAAAUGUUUGAAGGCAGCGGAUUAUUCUAUUGGAUGGGCUCGGAUAAAAGAAAACAUAGUUGACAGCCUUCAAGCAAGUAAAAAAUUUUUUAUUGUAAUAUAA